Trichoderma asperellum CBS 433.97 is the source of this 2094-nucleotide messenger RNA. RefSeq lists its product as uncharacterized. The record is from RefSeq and is a predicted model, not a curated record. Lineage: Eukaryota; Fungi; Ascomycota; Sordariomycetes; Hypocreales; Hypocreaceae.
GUGCCUUUGACGAGGUCGUCUGCUGUGCAGAUUUCAUUUCCAUUCCCUUUCUGAAAACGCCUUGUUUCUGCUUCUCUCUUUUCGCUGUGUCUCUGCUUGCUGAUCCACUGGGAACUCAUUCUUUUUUAUACACUACUCGUUAUUAAACAAAAUGAUGUAUUCCAAGGCUACUCUUUCUCUACUCUUUGCGGCCCUUGCGGCUGCCGGCCCCAUCGACCGCCGCGAGGUUGCGUCCCUCGACCCGGCUGCCACCGCCGAGGCCCAUCCCCGAGACAACACGGCCACCCGCGCCUUUUCCAACGUCCAGAUCAAGACCUCUGAUGGCAAAUGUCUGAGCGUCGACCCGCUGUCCGGAGACUUCCGAGCCAACCUGACUCCCAUCCAGAUCACAGACUGCGGCAGCGCCCAGGGCCAGGGCUGGGACGUCAUCACCUCCGGUGUCCACAACGACCAAAAGGGCCAGGCUCUCAUCGUGAGCACUCUCACACAGGCCUGCUUCAACUUUGACCCUCGACGAGCGGCUGGAAACCAGGUUCUGCUCUUCUCCUGCGGCGGACGAGCUGAUGGCGGCGGACAAGUCACCAACUCGCAGCUCUUUGCCUUUACCGGUGGCAACGGUCCUUUGAGCCUCACGCCUGAGAACGACCCCACCAAGUGCCUUGUCCCCAAGGGCAACUUGGUUGACAUUGCCGACUGCAGUGCCAGCGACGUCACGCAGAAGUUUACCAUUGGUGGCUCUGCUGGAGGUUCUGAUGGCAGCAGCAGCAACAACUCCAGCUCUGCCGCUGCCAGCUCAGCCGCCGCCUCCUCAGCCGCUGCCGGCUCCAAGCCUGUUGAGACUCAAGCUUCGGCUACUACUUCAGCAGCGGCGGUCACGAGCGCCGUUGAAGCUGCUGUUACGAGCGCUGCCGACGCUGCUGCUGCCACCACGCUGACCGUGCUCGCGACCUCGGUCCACACCGUCAUCAGCUGUGCUCCCACCGUCACCAACUGCCCGGCUCGCACCAACCAGACUGCCAUCGCCAGCCUGCCCGAGUCCGCCAAGACCACCGUCGUUGUCACCGACACCGUCGUGUUGGCCACCACCGUCUGCCCCAUUGAGCAGGCCUCCAGCAUCUCCUCCUCGCUCCAGGCUGCCCACUCCUCCGGCCUCAUCACCGGAUCGACCAUCACCGCCUCGGCCCCUGCCGUGACCACCGCGGCCCAGGCUGCUGCCACCACCAGUGCCGCCGCCAGUGCCGCCACCACCGCUGCGGCUCCCGGAGGUGACGAGAAUGCUCAGUGCUCUGCUCCCCGGAUCGUCACCGUGUCCGAGGUUGUUACCGUUACCGCCGGUCAAGAGUCGGCCUCUGCGGCUGCUGCGGCUGCUACCAGUGCUGGCGUGGCCAACAAUGCCGGUGAAGGCAGCUCUCAGACGACUGCCGCUGCCUCCCAGCCCGCCAUCACCGGAAACCCCACGACUCCCGUGCCUGUCUCUGGCGCUGGCGGCACUUUGAACCCCACUGCCGCAGCUGAAGCCAACGCCUUUGACACGACUGCUGUCCGACCCGUCCAGAGCAUCAACAUCCGAGCCGCUGAUGGCAAAUGCAUGUCUGUCAACCCCACUGCCGGUGACUUCCGUGAGAACCUCAUCCCCAUCCAGAUGGUUACCUGCAGCCAGGACGACCCCAGCCAGAAGUUCGACAUUGUCACCAAGGGUGCCCACAAUGACGGCACCGCUGGCGAGGCGCUCAUUGUCAGCGUCCUUACCAACGGCUGCGUCAACUUUGAUGGCCGAAGAGCGGCCAACGACCAAGUGAUUAUGUUCUCUUGCGGUGGACGUGCCGACGGAAGCGGCAAAACUGCGACUUCACAGCUGUUCCCCUUCAAGAAUGGCGACAACAACAUCAUUCUCACACCUGCCUCAGCCACCAACCAGACCUGUCUCGUCGCUGGUGCUGAGAGAGUGGAGGCUGCAAAGUGCGAUAGCCAGAAAGAUCAAGUCUUCCAGCUGGUGGAGAUUGUGUAAGAGCAAGCAUAGCAAGGCGCUGAAGCAAGCUGUUUCAUCAAACACAGGGGUGGAAUUUUUUUUUUUGUAUGAGACGCUAAAAGGGG